Messenger RNA from Oxyura jamaicensis (ruddy duck), 1522 nucleotides. RefSeq names its product leucine rich repeat containing 27 (gene LRRC27). The record is from RefSeq and is a predicted model, not a curated record. Lineage: Eukaryota; Metazoa; Chordata; Aves; Anseriformes; Anatidae. Gene Ontology annotation, molecular function: protein binding. The transcript is spliced from 6 exons. The coding region runs from base 218 to 1156 and encodes 312 amino acids.
AAAGUUAUACAUAAGUAUGUACACACAGACACGAUGUGCCUUUUGUAUCACACUGCGCUUCAUAACACCGGGGACAAUCAGGAAAUAACAUAAAGGGAAGCUCGCUUUGUAGACGUUCUGUUUCCAAAAUACUGUGUGGUUUUUCUCGGAUCGUGACCUGCCUUCAGUUGAUCAGUCUGAAUUACUGAGCUCGUUUUUUUGGCUUGCAGACAAAUGGAUGACAACCAUUACAAAGGGCUUAAUGGCAGUGGUAACUUUGGAGAUGAAUAUCUCAAACAGAAACUUGUCUGGUUCUAAUUCGUCAGAAGAGAUCAGGAAGGCUGUUGAAAAGUGUGUGUCAUCGUUUUCAAGUACACUUGAUGUUAGUAGAAAAAAUAUUACACAUCUUACCGAGGAAAUAUAUAAACAGCCUGAUAUAAAGCACUUUCAUCUGGAGGGAAAUGCCAUAUCGAUGAUUCCUGAGGAUUUAUUUCAAAAGCUGCCACAUCUUGUGUGGCUGGAUCUCCGGUUUAACAAGAUUACAGCUCUUCCCCCUGGAAUUGGUUACCACAGGCAAUUGAAAACUCUGCUUUUAGAAAGGAAUCCUAUAAAAGAGCUGCCCACAGAGCUUGGAAGCUUAACUGCAUUGACAGCCUUGAAUCUGAGACACUGUCCCCUUGAAUUUCCACCUAAAGAUAUCAUAGAAAAGGGAUUAAAAUCUAUCCUCUGCUUUCUUCGGGCAUCUGGGAAUGACAGGCUACUCUCCAUAGAGCCAGCUACUUCAGAAACAGCACCUGUUGAAAAGCUAAACUUAAGUGAACUGUUGCAGUCCAGUUUGGAUGUGUCGGAUGAUUGGCCUAAUGAAGAGGAAAAGCUAAGAUUUCAGAAGCUGAAAGAAGAAAUUAUAAAAAAUGAAGAAGAAUUUCUUGCUGACCAAAGGUUAAGUGCAAUUCAUGAUCUCACAAAAGCACAGGAAAACCAUGGAAAGAACAGAGAGCUCUACUCAGAGUCAGCUGGUCUUUGCAGGAGGAUGUCCAGACAAAGAGAUGAAAUCGAUGAGCAUCUGUCCUGUGAUAGGACGAUUCAGGCGAGGCGAGAUGAAAAGUGCGGAUCAGCAGCAGGGCAGGAGCUAAAAGAAGAACAAGCUUCAUUUAAACAAAGGAAAAAGCAAGUAUAAUGUCACUGUUUUUCCAAAGUCAUUACUUAGUUUCUUAACAGGUUGCCUAGUUUAGCAUUUACAAGGAAAGAAGUAAUUUCAAAUAUUUUAACUUGCAAGGGGAAACUUGAGCGAGCUUUCAUUUACAAAAUAUGGUGCUCUGAGGCAACAAGAAAGGUGUCUAUCAAAUUUCUUGCAGACUUGCCCAUGGAACUCCAUGAUUUCCCAUUGAAUUGAGUAGAAAAUCCUUUUCAGUUAAUUCAUAAUUUGUUACAUUCCAUGUAAACAUAAACUGAGGAUAAUGUAUAUUACUGUUUGUUAAAAAAGUAAUUUAUUGGGUAUUAUUACAGUUGACAAAUAGUUUUAGAGAGACAGUGGAAAUAAAAG